Molecule: messenger RNA, 1600 nt
Organism: [Torrubiella] hemipterigena
Lineage: Eukaryota; Fungi; Ascomycota; Sordariomycetes; Hypocreales; Clavicipitaceae
Source: the annotation of a GenBank genome assembly
CGCCGGGAUACCCCUGGCCGUAGGGCCAACGACUCGUUUUAGUUUUGACCUCGUCAGUGCUGAAAUAUGUAAUGUAGAAGCGCUAGGGCGAUUGUAAGCAUAGGGGGCGACGGGCUACAGAGGCUGUGCUUUUUCUCUUGUUGCGAAUCACUACGAGUGACAGUUGACAGCUGGCUGCGAUGAAACACCUGGCAAAUGGCAGCACAUGUCACAGCUGGCCGUUGCCAACGGGCACCUUCUAAACAUAUUGUGUUGUAGUGUUGCUGUGUUGCUGACUGUUCAUCACAAAAAAAACUUACACUAUUCAAGUAUCUUUCAGCCCAUCAUUAGCCAGCCAUGGAAAGAGAUAGAGAAACCCGCCAUGAUGACGAUGGAACAGACGCUUCUGAAGGAACUCCUCUACUAUACAACGUUUUCCACGGUGGUCAAGUCCGAAAGAAGAGAAAGACGCUUGACGAGGCUGCGGUUGACUCAGACGUAGAGCCCAAGCUUCUGAAACGCAGAUAUCAGAACAUUAUCCUGACCAGAUCGAACGCCAGAGAUGUCGUAACGGCGCCUAAAGUGUUUCCGAAACAUCUAAUUCCACCUGACGAGCGAGAAGUCAGUCCCGAGCCAGAUGAAACACCACAAGAUUCUUCUCGCCAAGGACUGCGCGUAACUCUUGAGAUUGGCGCCCACAAAGACUCGGUUGAUGCUAUUCUUCAUGAGCCCAACCAACGACUUCGUCCUCUUAUCAAUUCUCACGAUACACUGCACCUCGAUGGUCUAUGCCGAGGCGAGGACUUUCCCGUUCGCAAGGAAGACGGUGCUAUUAUUCAGAAAGUUUUAGCAUCUGGCGCUUUACUCCCGCGUGACGAUCCCACAUUGACCGACAACCUUGCAGACAAUCUGACAGCACAGGCAGCCGGUCUAUUCGGAAGAGUCAAGCAUGCGAUCCUCCUGGUAUACCCAACACAAUGCGCCGCCUGGUUUUCGCGUCUAGAUGUCGACAGUGAAGACCAAGAGCUAUCUAAGCUACAGUAUCUAGUCUUUGUACCCACGGAAUCCCUUGCGUCACAACUAUCCGUCAUCCUCCGUCCCCUUACUAUUCCGCGAGUCGCACCCGAGAUCUGGACCUUCUUCACCAACACACCGCUACUAUCCAGCCCAGACGACCUUUUUAUAACACCACAAACACACAUCUUUCUUCUUUUCCCUUACGGUGCCGCCGGUCAAGUCCAAAGCGCCAUACUGACAGAUUUCCUGCGUCUGGUAUACCCCGCAUGCCAGCUUUUCUCGAGUGCGUCGCCAAACGAUUGGUCUGCCUUUUGCAAGAUGACUAAGGGUAUCAUAAUCGCCCAUGAGCGAUGUAUUCCUCUGCCACAUAAAGUACGCGCUGACAGGGACUUGGAUGAAAUCGUCUCCCAACUCUUCAUCUUCCACAUGCCCGAGCCCAGCAGCAACAGCACGCUACCACUAAUAAUCGACGCCAGGUAUGGCAUAUGGCUCGAACGUGUACAUCGACACCUUCUCUCUAGCGAAUCUCUGACACAUCUUUAAUCAGUCACCUUUCAGUAGCAACCGUAACAACAUAAUGUUAAUAUCAAGAGUGUUUCAUUCU